AUGACGCGAAUCAUCCUUUACCUUGUCCUGCUUGGACAAAGCAUUGCCUUGAAUGUCUCUGAUCAGUCCUUGCCAGGCCCUGGAGAGGAUUACUACACUCUGUCCAAUGGAUGCCCCAUUGAUAACCCUCAGGGCUUGGUGCGGCUGGGAAACAACGAGCUUGAUGGCAAAGUGCUUCUUCAGGACAUCAACCUGAUCGACGUCUUGACCCAUGUCACCCAUGAACGCAUCCCAGAGAGAGUGGUCCAUGCCAAAGGUUCCGGGGCAUACGGGGUCUUUGAGACAACACACGACAUCACCAACUUGACCAGCCUUGCCUUUUUAAACAAGGUGGGCAAACAGACGCCUCUCUUUGCUCGCUUCUCUACCGUUGCAGGCGAGAAGGGAUCUGCCGAUAAUGUUCGUGACUCGCGGGGGUUUGCCUUUAAACUAUAUACUGAGGAAGGGAAUCUCGACUGGCUGUUCUUUGGCGCUCCAAUGUUCCCCCUUCGAGAUCCGGCCAAGUUUCCCUCCUUCACGCACGCCCAGAAACGCGAUCCGUCAAGCAACCUGAAGAAUGCCAGCGUGUUCUGGGACUUCUUCAAUCAGAACCCGGAAGGAUACAACUUCCUCAUGCGUCUGUUUAGUGACCAAGGCACUCCCUGGUCAUACCGCUACACGGACAUCCACAGCAUCAACACGUACCGAUUCACCCAACCGGACGGUAACUUCCAUUACGUUCGGAUCGCCCUCAAGACUGACCAAGGCGUGCGGAACCUCACCCAAGACCAGAUGACGCGCCUCAUCGGCGUUGAUCCGGACUUUGCAACCCGCGAUCUGUACACAGCCAUUGAUGCCGGCGACUUUCCCUCCUGGACUGCCUAUGCCCAGAUCAUCCGGCCCGGGGAUGCGGUGACCUCGUCGGUCAACAUCUUCGAUGCCACCCGGGAGCUGCCAGAGAAGGACUAUCCACUGAUUCCCUUUGGGCGCAUCACCCUCAACCGCAACCCGGCCAACUACUUUGCCGAGGUCGAGCAGUCGGCCUUCCAGGUCGCCAACCUCGUCCCUGGCUGGGAUGUUUCUUCAGAUCCAAUCCUUCAGGUCCGACUCUUCCCCUACGGCGACACACAACGAUAUCGGCUGGGCAUCAACUUCCCCCAGCUGCCCGUCAACCGCCCUGUGUACUCAUACAACCCGACUCGACGUGAUGGUGCCAGCAACAUUCUCAAUCUGGGCAACCUGCCCAACUACUUCCCCAGCCGGUACGGGCCACAAAUCGUUGCGCCGCGCCAGUACCGGGCGAGCGCUGAGCACAUGGAAUGGGUUGCAAACGUCACCAGCUAUCUCAGCCAGGUCACCGACAAUGACUUUGACCAGCCGCGGGACUACUGGCAUACCCUCGCCGGCAUGGGGGCCACCCAGCAGGCAAAUCUGGUGUAUAACGUUGCCUCCUCGCUGUCGGGGGCUGAGGCCGCCGUGCGCCAGCAAACAUACAAGGUGUUUCGAAAAAUUCAUCGUGAUCUCGCAGGGGCUGUGCAGAAUCAGACUGAAGCGCUUGUCCUGAGCAAUGCGAUGCUAUAA
This is a messenger RNA of Penicilliopsis zonata CBS 506.65, 1560 nucleotides long. RefSeq lists its product as hypothetical. NCBI's taxonomy places the organism in Eukaryota, Fungi, Ascomycota, Eurotiomycetes, Eurotiales, Aspergillaceae. Gene Ontology annotation, molecular function: catalase activity; heme binding. Bases 1 to 1560 code for a protein of 519 amino acids. The transcript has 9 exons. Gene Ontology annotation, biological process: response to hydrogen peroxide; hydrogen peroxide catabolic process. The record is from RefSeq and is a predicted model, not a curated record. Gene Ontology annotation, cellular component: mitochondrion; cytoplasm; peroxisome.